CAAUAGUCUGCAUGUUCUCCCGCGAGGAUUUCGAUACUGCUUGUCAAUCUUACGUGUCAGCCCGACCGACUGACCGAGGGAUCUGCGGUUGGCAAUGGAAUGCUUAUUCAAGUCCUUACCAAACUUCGGUCGGCUACCUUGCCCGAACAACUACAGAAUUCGCCUUGCACGACCCCUCCGAGCCAUUCGCGACUGCUGAAAUGGAGGCUAUAUCUGUUGGAGAUGCCCCUGUCACGGAGUCCUGGGAUGAAGUAGUGGCUGAGUUGGAGGAUGAAGCUGCGGCACCUCGGUCGACCACUAAAGAGCCUUUAAACUGCCAACAAUAUGUUGUGUACACUCCCGGAUUCCAAGUCCCCGCUUUUUACUUCUCUCUGCACGACGCUCGCGGCAGCCCUCUCCGCGUCGACGACUUGAUUCGCACGUCUCUAUUCCGACCAUCUGCAUUCGACGCGACUACACGCAACUCCUUCGCCAUUACACCGUCGGCGUCAGCCUUCCCCCUACUCUCCCAAGGAGACCAUCCCGUCCUUGGUACGCCAUGUUGGUACAUUCAUCCAUGCGAAACGGCCACUGCACUCAGCGAGAUCAUGUCGGAGAUGCAAUAUGAUGAUGGAGGCUCGCGUGAGCGACGCCUCAAGCGGACCCUUGAGGCUUGGUUCAUGUUGUUGAGUAGCAUCGUAAACUUACAGCAUCGUACGGAGAUUUUGUAAACCUAUGCCAUCGUCCCCAACGAGAAUCAUGUGCGAUUGCC
Messenger RNA from Schizophyllum commune H4-8, 751 nucleotides. RefSeq lists its product as uncharacterized. Bases 12 to 710 code for a protein of 232 amino acids. The transcript is spliced from 2 exons. Gene Ontology annotation, molecular function: Atg12 transferase activity. The record is from RefSeq and is a predicted model, not a curated record. Gene Ontology annotation, biological process: macroautophagy; protein modification by small protein conjugation; protein lipidation. Gene Ontology annotation, cellular component: intracellular anatomical structure. NCBI's taxonomy places the organism in Eukaryota, Fungi, Basidiomycota, Agaricomycetes, Agaricales, Schizophyllaceae.